This is a messenger RNA of Caenorhabditis briggsae, 606 nucleotides long. NCBI's taxonomy places the organism in Eukaryota, Metazoa, Nematoda, Chromadorea, Rhabditida, Rhabditidae. The record is from RefSeq and is a predicted model, not a curated record. Bases 1 to 606 code for a protein of 201 amino acids. The transcript is spliced from 4 exons.
AUGCUGCUCUACUUUUUUUGUAUUCUUACUGUAGCACCUACAAUAACCCGUCAGUGCGCACCGCAUACCGUAUCCAAGCCGUGGACACAAACCUCCAAUGUCCAGCAUCACCAUCAUCAUCAGACGGUGGAGAAUUACUAUUUGGACAACCGUACUAUCUACAACAAAUUGAUUCAAAUCGAGCAACGAAUUGAGAGAAUUGAGAAAAGGGAGAAUAUAAAUUCACCAGUUCCUGAAAAUCCAAAAUUGCCAGAAACCCCGGAAAAACCAGAGAAAUCAAUCAAAAAGCAGGAACCACCCACAGAAAAGGAGGAAAACCCGGAAAACUCUGGAAAAGACUGCCUCUCCUGCCCCUCAAAGCCACCGAUUUCGGAAAAUUGCGAUGAUUGCUUAUCGGUUACCGUAUCCCCACCAUUCGAAUAUUACUCAUGUAAAGCGAUCGAAGUCCAGUGUGGAGAUGGUGCGAAGAGAUUGAAAAUUUCCGAGAAAUUUUCCAAAAAUAUCAUUGAAAAUAAGUUUAUGAUGGAGUGCAGGAAAGGUUCCUGGAUCCUGAUGGCAAAUCACAAGGAGAAUAUUGUCGAAAGCAUUAGCUGCUUGAAAAAUUGA